Messenger RNA from Triticum turgidum subsp. durum (durum wheat), 504 nucleotides. Lineage: Eukaryota; Viridiplantae; Streptophyta; Magnoliopsida; Poales; Poaceae. The record is from the annotation of a GenBank genome assembly.
AUGCCGCGGCGAGCGAUCGAGGUCCGGGCCGACGGCGCCGCGCCCAAGUGGUGCAUGUCGCUGCUGGAGAACACCUUCACGGCGUUCCUCAAGUCCCCCGGCGCCGACGCCGACGCCAAGGCCGUGUUCGCGGAGGGCUCCCUGUUCAGCCCCUACCUGUUCGGCAAGUUCUUCGACCCGGCUGAUGCGUUUCCGAUGUGGGAGUUUGAGUCCGACGUGCUGCUCGCCGCGCUCCGCCGCGGCGCCCGGACCACCGUCGACUGGGCCGAGAACGACUGCGAGUACUGCCUCAGAGCCGACAUACCAGGCGGGCUAUGGCGGGCGCCGCCGGCGGACGGCCGGGACUGGCGCGCCGGCCGGUGGUGGGAGCACGGCUUCGUGCGGCGCGUGGAGCUGCCGGAGGACGCCGACGGGGGCAGGGUGGAGGCCUACUUCGACGACGGUGCGGGGUCGCUGGAGAUCAAGGUCCCUAAGAGGAGCAGCGACACGCACCAACAAGCCUGA